Molecule: messenger RNA, 2951 nt
Organism: Parus major (Great Tit)
Lineage: Eukaryota; Metazoa; Chordata; Aves; Passeriformes; Paridae
Gene: SHC2
Product: SHC adaptor protein 2
Exons: 11
Coding region: 447-1700 (417 amino acids)
Biological process (GO): cell surface receptor protein tyrosine kinase signaling pathway; intracellular signal transduction
Cellular component (GO): plasma membrane
Molecular function (GO): receptor tyrosine kinase binding
Source: RefSeq, a predicted model, not a curated record
CCCGCCGGAGCCCGGCGAUGCGGGAGGGCGCGGAGACCCCGGCCCCAGGCGUGUGCGGGGCUCGGCAGGUCCGGCCGCUCCUCCCGACGGCUGCGGACAGAGCCCUCCCUCGAGUUCCCCACCCCACGGCUGGACCGGAGCAGCCGCCCCCCGGCACAUGCAGCUCCCGUGAUGGGGCCAGGGGCUUGCUGGGCCGUGGAGCCCACCUUGGAAGUCCAGCGUUGUCAGCCCCUCUGAGGCAUCACAAGCUGUAGCACACAGAUGAGUUUGUGGGAUCCUAGCACGGGGGCUGGGCAUGUGAUGGGGCGUUUUGGUGUGGGGGGUGAAAGCUGCUGUGUGUGUGUGAGCUGGUGUGGAAGGCCCUUCUCUCUGACACCCGGCCUCUCCUCUCCAUUGCCUGCCGUGUUGUGCCGCCUGCUCUGGCUGCUUCCCCCACCCCGCAGUACAUGGGGUGCAUUGAGGUGCUGCGCUCCAUGAGGUCCCUCGACUUCAACACCAGGACACAGGUCACCAGAGAAGCCAUCAACAGACUAUACGAGGCAGUGCCGGGUGUGAAGGGCAUCUGGAAGAAGAAGGCUCCCAACAAAGCCCUGUUCUCCAUCCUGGGCAAGAGCAACCUGCACUUCGCUGGCAUGAGCAUCGCUGUCAACAUCUCGGUUGAUGGGCUAAACCUCAUGAUCCCCACCACACGCCAGAUCAUCGCCAACCACCACAUGCAGUCCAUCUCCUUCGCCUCCGGUGGGGACAUGCCUGCCACAUCCUGGAGUGCUGCGAGGGGCUGGCACAGAGCGUCAUCAGCACGGUGGGACAGGCCUUUGAGCUGCGCUUCAAGCAGUACCUACACAGCCCCCCCAAGGGCACUGGCUGCAGAGGAGUCAGCCUGGGGGGAGGAUGAGGAGGUGGCUGAGCACGAUUACUACAACAGCAUCCCAGGGAAGGAACCUCCCCCAGGGGGCCUGGUUGACUCCAGGCUCCGCCACAGCACAGCCCUGGGCCACGUCCGCACUCAGCCCUCCAGCUCUGUUCCCCCAGGCCAGGGCGGGUUAGCAGCCAGACGAGACCCGAGCAGCCAGCUGGGGCCACCCUGGGACCUGGAGAGCCAGGGCCAGCCCUGCGACGGGUACCUGCAGGCAGACAGCCACGGCCUGGGGCCACGGGACUACGAGGAGCACAUGUACGUGAACACGCAGAGCCUGGAUGCCUGGGAGCCGGAGCUGGUGGCUCAUGGGGCAGCGGAGGAGAGCCCCAAAAAGGACCUCUUUGAUAUGAGGCCAUUUGAGGAUGCCCUGAAGCUCCACGAGUGCAUUGCAGGGGGUGGCACCAGCCCCCCCAUUGAGGACCAGUGGCCCAGCCCCCCCACGCGGAAGGCCCCGAUCGCCCCCACGGAGGAGCAGCUCCGGCGGGAGCCCUGGUACCACGGGAAGAUGAGCCGGUGGGAUGCUGAGAGGCUCCUGCAGAUGGACGGGGACUUCCUGGUGCGGGACAGCCUCACCAACCCGGGGCAGUACGUGCUGACCGGCAUGCACAGCGGGCAGCCCAAGCACCUGCUGCUGGUGGAUCCCGAGGGAGUGGUGAGAACCAAGGAUGUGCUGUUUGAGAGCAUCAGCCACCUCAUCAGCCACCACCGGGAGAAUGAGCAGCCCAUCGUGGCGGCAGAGAGCGAGCUGCACCUCCGCCAGGUUGUACAGAGGAAGCAGUGAUGCCGAGGGGAGAGGUCUUGUGGUCCCUGGCCCUGCAGGUUCUCCCUGGCUGCUGCCUACCUCCAUCAUCUGCUUGGGGCACCUUGCCCAGCUGGACACAAAGACAUUUAAUUCCACACGUACAGGUGAAAUGCUGUUGGGGUGGGAACUGCUCGGUGGUCUCAGCAGGAGGGACGGAGCCUGAAGCCCCAGGCAGGGCUGCCCUCACUUGCCCCAGCACUGGAGUGGGGGCUGGUGGACAUUGCUGUAGCCCCUGGCUUGGCUCUGCCCACGGGGACAGGCACGACCACCUCUUGGACACUGGUGCUGUUGGAUGUUCCUGCUGGGGACAUCCUUUUUCAGCUGGAUUCUCCCCAGGAAUGGCUGCCACAUGAUGCUCCCUGUGACCCCAAGCCCCUGCAGCCUUCCCCAGGCCAUGGCCAGGAUGGAGCUACUGUGGGAAGGUGCAGGGCAGGGCUGAGCUGCUGGCACUCUCACGAGGUGUCCCAUGGCCCAUGGGGGCUCCCUGGCCAGCUCAGGGCUUUGGCAGGUUUUUAUGGCACACAAAGCCCCCUUUACCUGCCCUGUGUCUGCUGCUGGGCACUGGUUUGUGGUUUGGAAUAUAUUUCUAAUUAAACCUGGAAAUGAGCAAGGAACACAGGUGGUUCAUGCCACUCCUGGGCAUGGUGCUGGGACAGGUCUCCAUCACUGCCUGUUCCUGCCUGGUCUCACCUUGGCCAACCCAUCCUGUCCAGUCACACUUGUCUCUGCCCCUCUCUCCCCCAUGGAUCACCCAGUGUCCCCCUGGCUUCAGAGUGGCCUUUGGCACCCAGGGCUGGCCCUGCACAGCCUCUCCUCCUCACACCUGGCAGCUCCCUGUCCUGCUGGCUGCUGCCAGCUCCCCUCUUGCCUCUUCCUGGAGCAGCACAUGGCCACCCACUCCUGAGCCUCCUGGAGUGGCUCUGAGUGGCACAAGCCAAGCUGUGACCCAGUAGUGAAUGUGGCAGCCAGCAGAACCAGAGCCGUGGGUGGGCCUGGCUGUGGUUCCUGUGUUACAGGUGGGCAGCAGCCAGCUGGGGGGUCCAGUCCUGGCUGGUGGUGGCCUGUCCUGGCUCUGCUCCAUGUGCCCAGUGCUGCUGCCAGCACCCACCUCGGGCAGCAGGGUCACCCCAGCACCCUCAGCCCCUUGCUGGGGAUGGCCAGCAUCCAGGCUGGCCAGUGCCGGCUGAGCCAAUGAAUAAAAUAAGCCCCUAAAUAAAGCCCAGUAAUGAA